Saccharomyces cerevisiae S288C is the source of this 2367-nucleotide messenger RNA. It is a transcript of the gene BUD6, whose product is annotated as formin-mediated actin nucleation enhancer. The record is from RefSeq and is marked reviewed. Bases 1 to 2367 code for a protein of 788 amino acids. NCBI's taxonomy places the organism in Eukaryota, Fungi, Ascomycota, Saccharomycetes, Saccharomycetales, Saccharomycetaceae. The transcript has a single exon. Gene Ontology annotation, cellular component: cellular bud tip. Gene Ontology annotation, molecular function: cytoskeletal regulatory protein binding.
AUGAAGAUGGCCGUGGAUGACCCUACGUAUGGCACCCCAAAGAUUAAAAGAACUGCUUCUAGCAGUAGUAGUAUUGAAACGACAGUAACAAAGUUGCUGAUGUCCACCAAGCACCUCCUCCAGGUCUUAACACAAUGGUCUAAGGGGACAACCUCUGGAAGAUUAGUAUCUGAUGCAUACGUUCAGUUGGGCAAUGACUUCAAAGUCGUAUCGAAAUUCUUCAUGCAUGCGAAAGUUGACAUGUCAGAUGUUGGUGAUGUGCCAAUGGCUUUAAGACGUGUAUUGGAAGUGACAUUGAGGGAACCACCAUCUGAUGAAACUUUAAAUAAACAUCUGCCAAAAAUCAGAGAGAUUAUAGUGACACUUUUAGACAAACUAAAGGUUAAACAAGCAAUUUUGAAGAAUAUGCAGCAAGAGCAUCGGAUAAGUGUAAAAUCACAUCAUCAACAAAACCCUUCCUUUACUAGUAACCUUUCAUUGGGUAGUGAAGGGACCCGUGAGGGGACUCCAUUAAGUAGCAGAAAAAGCAGUAUUGUACGUGAUCAGAGGCAAAGCGAUUCAGUCGAAAACAGCUAUGGGGAAAAAGUGAAUUCUACUUCUACGGGAACACCCUCUGCUCAGUCAGCAGAGGCAACAUUGACAAAACCAAGAACUAAUAUUAAACAAAACCUUAAAUCUAACAAUGCUCCAAACGCAUCUGAUGAUGAUGAUGCACUUUCACAAUUGAAGAAGGGAACUAAUUUACAAAGGAGAGCCUCAAAGAGAUACUCUGCCUACCAUAUGGCUAAAUUGACAAAUCAGUCUACAACAGAAGCUGCUGCGGCUGCCGGCCUCAUGACAACUCCUUCACCCUCGAUGUUGCAUCUAGAGGAAACCGUAAGAAAGUCAAAGUUAUACGGAAAUAACAACAAUGAUGAUGAUAGAAACAUUAAUUCAGCUGAAAAUAAGGGUAAAAGCAUUGACGAUGUAUCAAAGGCGAGUCCAUUGGCGAAAACGCCAUUGCCUAUUGAGAAUGUUCGUGCAUCUCCACGAAGAUUAUCAAGCGUUGUUACAACUUCGCCAGAUAAAGCCAUGAAUGGAACUUGUCCAGUAUUUUUAAGGAUAGGAGACAAAACAAAGAAGUGUCAUGUGCAACUGCCUACUACAAAAAACGCAUUAAGGCUCCUAUUUAUUGAGCGCUUUGCGUAUUCUCCUGGAGCAAAUUCCUUCCCAGACAUAUAUAUUAUGGAUCCUCAAUAUGGAGUAUUCUAUGAAUUAGAGGAACUAAAUCUUCUCGAUAUUAAAGAAGGGUUUGUUAUCGAGCUAAAGCUCGAAGAGAAUCCAAAUAAUACGAUCAAGGAAUUCAUUGACACAGUUAAGAUGGAGAUAUCGAAUAGUCAGAAUGAUAUAAUAAGACAUUUAAAAGAAAUGAGUUUUGGUUCUGCAAUUAGCGGCAAGCAAACGGAAGUUUUACCACAACCUGGCCUUGAAGCUAACAAACACGAUCUUGUGGGGCAAAACAAAAAAGAUGAUGAUAAAACGAUCAAAGAUAUUCAGUACGAAUUGGGGAAAAUAAAACAAGUGCAUAAUAUUAAUAGGUCAAAUAUUAAUGAGACUAUUUUCAACAUUUUACGAAAGGUCGAUAACUUUAAGUCUUUAUCAUUUUCUGCCAAAAACUCUUCCAACAGAAUGUACAUGGAAAAAUCACAGACCGAACUCGGUGAUUUAUCCGAUACUCUGCUAAGUAAAGUAGAUGAUUUGCAAGAUGUAAUCGAAAUUAUGAGGAAAGACGUUGCUGAGCGUAGGUCUCAGCCCGCUAAAAAGAAGCUAGAAACCGUAUCCAAGGAUUUAGAAAAUGCCCAAGCAGAUGUACUUAAACUACAGGAGUUUAUUGAUACUGAAAAACCACAUUGGAAAAAAACUUGGGAAGCUGAGCUCGAUAAGGUCUGUGAAGAACAACAGUUUCUCACGUUGCAGGAAGAGUUGAUUUUAGAUUUGAAGGAAGACUUGGGUAAGGCAUUAGAAACUUUCGAUCUUAUUAAGUUAUGUUGUGAAGAACAAGAAAAAAACCCUUCGAGAUCAAAAAGUAAUCCUAUUUUGCCUAUUAUGAGACCGGGCACAUUUAAUCAGGUAAGGGAGCAAGUUAUGGUGGCCGUCCAAUCUUUAAACCCUGACCACGAUAGUAGGGUCGAAGCUAUUGACAAGGCUGAGAAGAUGUGGGAGAUGGAAAGAAAACUUAAAGCUAGUAAUGAAUUUGAUGAUGAACUGGAAAAUUUUGUGGGUAAUUCAAACCUGAAAAAAUCGGGAGGCUUUGAAGAAGUAGAAAGGAUAAGAAAGCAGAAGGAUGAAGCAAAUUUGAGAGCAUAUUUUGGGCCGGGGUUUACUUAA